CUGUAGGAAACAAAACACUUGUAUUGUAUCUGUAAAUUGUUCUGUUUUUGUAACGCGUCUCUGUUCUGUUCAUUCAUUCAUUUCCGCUUCUUCCGCCACCGCCACUUUCCUCCGCCACAUCCACCACCGCCGCCGCCGCCGUUAGCGAUGUCUUCCAUCGAUGCGCCGAUGGAGCCACUAACGUCGGGAGCCAGCAACCGUAUAAUUCCUCUUCUCAAAGCGUUCAGAGCCUCUCUCAUCUUCGUCUACACAUUCUUCCUCUCUUUUCUCUUGUUCGUUCUCCCUCGUCGGAAUAGGGCGGCUCCACCGUCUUCUCCGAGGAAGAAUUUGAAGAGAAGGUGGUUGGUUAGGGAAGAAGAGGAUACGUUUAGGAGAAGAGCGUUGGCGCAGGAUGUUGGAAUGGGUCAUGAUGAUGGUUGUUGCCGGUGGAAUACUUCGAUUUUCUAUGGUGUUAGAAAUAAUGCUUUGUUUUGUCGCUCUUGGUUCCCGGUUUACGGUGAUCUUAAGGGUAUUAUGAUCAUCAUUCAUGGGCUUAAUGAACACAGCGGAAGAUAUGCAGAUUUCGCUAGGCAGUUAACAUUGUGCAACUUUGGUGUCUAUGCAAUGGACUGGAUAGGUCAUGGAGGUAGCGAUGGAUUACAUGGUUAUGUUCCUUCUCUUGAUCAAGUGGUUGCAGACACAGGAGCUUUCUUGGAAAAGAUUAGAUCAGAGAAUCCUGGAAUACCAUGCUUUCUCUUUGGUCACUCAACUGGAGGGGCUGUGGUUUUGAAAGCGGCAUCACGCCCUCACAUUGAAGUGAUGGUAGAAGGAAUCAUUUUAACAUCACCAGCUUUGCGUGUGAAGCCAUCUCAUCCAAUAGUUGGUGCUGUUGCUCCAAUAUUUUCUCUGGUAGCUCCAAGGUUCCAAUUCAAAGGAGCAAACAAAAGAGGCAUUCCAGUUUCUAGGGAUCCAGCAGCUUUGUUGGCAAAGUACUCUGAUCCUCUGGUCUACACAGGGCCUAUUAGAGUUCGAACUGGCCAUGAAAUACUGCGAAUAUCAUCAUACUUAAUGCGAAACUUCAAGUCUGUGACAGUACCAUUCUUUGUCCUGCACGGAACUGCUGAUAAAGUAACUGAUCCAUUGGCCUCACAAGAUUUAUACAAUAAGGCAGCUUCUGAGUUCAAAGACAUAAAGCUUUAUGAUGGUUUCUUGCACGACCUUUUGUUUGAGCCGGAACGUGAAGAGAUAGCUCAGGACAUUAUCAGCUGGAUGGAAAACAGAUUAUUUACUAGCAUUUGAAAAUGUCAAUAAUGGAAGGUUGAUAGAGAAGUCAGCACCAAAAAAAGGGGGGGUUGCCAACUUUCUAACUACCAAAGUUGGCAAGUGUGUAGAAAGUGAAGUCGCCCUGAAGAGUGGGUGGCGGAAGCAGAUAGGUUAUUCAUAUUUUAUUUUAUUUAGGUGUUGGACAUAUUUGUACAUUCAACUGGCUUAAAUUUCAGUGAUUUUCCGUGGCCCUAAAUCCUGAUAAUAAAUCCCACAAUAUAUCGUGUAGUAUGUUUCAAAUUUUUCGAUUGAUUGGUUGUAUGUUUUUUUAAGAACUACAUUGGCUUUC
Medicago truncatula (barrel medic) is the source of this 1591-nucleotide messenger RNA. RefSeq names its product monoglyceride lipase. Lineage: Eukaryota; Viridiplantae; Streptophyta; Magnoliopsida; Fabales; Fabaceae. The transcript is spliced from 7 exons. The record is from RefSeq and is a predicted model, not a curated record. Bases 148 to 1278 code for a protein of 376 amino acids.